AUGGGGGCCUUCAGCAUGUUCAAACUCGACUUCAAAGCCCAUAAAUGGGCCCUUCUCUUUUGCGCCGUCUCCGCGAUCGGCGCUCUGGUCUAUGGCUACGAUAACACGUACUACAACGGCGUGCUUGCCAUGCAGGAAUUCAAAAACGACUAUGGAAACCACUACGAAGACGGCGCUAAAGCCCUGGCUGUGGACUUUUCCUCUCUGACUGCGUCUUCGAUUUAUAUCGGCGACUUGCUGGGUGCCCUCAUAUCCGCGCCUAUCAAUGACCGCUUCGGGCGAAAGGUUGUUUUUUGGUUUGCUUCGGUCUGUAUUCUAGCCGGUGGCAUCACACAGGUGGCCGAUACGCAUUAUGAGGGGGUUAUCGUGCUUGGUCGGAUCCUGAUCGGUCUGGGCGUCGGGCAGUUCACGGUGACAUCUCUCCUGUAUAUGGGAGAAGUAGCGCCAGUGGAGAUUCGUGGACCGGCGCUCAUGUCGUUUCAGUUUCUGCAGUCGAUCAGCCAACUCGUUGCAUCAGGUAUCACCCAGGGCACUGAGAGUAUCAAAUCGUCCUUGUCCUACAAGCUUCCCAUGGGCGGUCUCAUCAUAUUACCGUUGUUCAUGUUUAUUAGUCUCCCAUUCAUCCCCGAGAGUCCUGUAUGGUAUGUCCUCAUGGGCAAGCCCGAAGCUGCAGCGCAGUCGCUCCGGAAAAUUCACAGAAGCGAUCCAACCUAUGAUCCAGCCAGCGAUAUCGCCACGUUGGAGGACAUCAAACGAAUUGAGAAUUCGCAGGCCGAGUCAUCCAGUUGGAAGGCUUUGCUUUUCAACCCUGUUGAGCGGAAGAAAGUUAUCUGGUCUGCUGGGGCCAUGUAUGCCCAGCAGAUUUGCGGCAUUUUGUUCUUUUAUGUUUAUGGUGUCGUGUUUGCGCAAGCGAUCGGCAUUUCGGAGCCGUUCACCAUCCAGCUUAUUACCAACAUCCUACAAAUAUUUGCCGUUGGAGCCUCUGUGUUGACCGGCAAUAAGGUCCGUCGUCGCAAAAAUUUGCUAGUUACAACGGGAAUGAUGCUUUUUGCUUUCGUCGUUAUUGGUGGGAUUGGUACUAGAGAAUUGACCAAGACCAGCCAAUACGUGAUCGUUGUCUUCUCAUACGUCGUGAUUGUCGCAUUCAACUUUGGUCUUGGUCCUCUUGCCUACACAGUCGCUCGGGAGAUGGCUGUCGGUCCAAACCAGAACAAGAUCAUGUCAGCCUCAAUUGUUGUUUUUUACUUCAUCACAUGGCUUGUGUCUUUCACAGCUCCAUAUCUAUACUAUACGGCUGGGCUGGGACCAAUGCUUGGCUUUGUGUAUGCUGGCACGUCACUCACCUCGUUGAUCUGGGUCUGGUUUUGCGUUGGCGAGACUACGGGGAGGACGAAUCUUGAAAUAUCUAUGCUUUUUGCUGAGGGAGUGCCUGCGCGAAAUUGGCGAACUCAUGUCUUGAGCAGCCCGGAAGCCCUCAACGACGUUGAAAAGGAAAAGCACGACGCAUGUAUUGAGCAUUUAGAAAAUGAUGACACAGCGAUUUGA
Molecule: messenger RNA, 1545 nt
Organism: Talaromyces rugulosus
Lineage: Eukaryota; Fungi; Ascomycota; Eurotiomycetes; Eurotiales; Trichocomaceae
Exons: 2
Coding region: 1-1545 (514 amino acids)
Biological process (GO): transmembrane transport; carbohydrate transport
Cellular component (GO): membrane
Molecular function (GO): carbohydrate:proton symporter activity
Source: RefSeq, a predicted model, not a curated record